AGAAGAAAAGUGUGAGGCUUGUGGUUGGGGAGAAGCAGAAGUGAUGAGAGAACAAACGGCAAGGCUGGGGGAGGCUGCUCGUGCUGCUGCGCUCUGCCGAGAGGCUCACUGCCGCCGCUGCUGCUAUUCCUGUGGGUGGGCAGGAUUAGAGAGCCUCAAGUGCCCGACACCCCCAGGGCUGCGGCUGCUUCUUCCUCUGCCUGGACCAUGGAGACUUUAAAUGGCACCAGCCCGAGUGAUAACCUGAAGCAGCAGCAGCAGGGCCACCACCACCCCCACGCUGAGAAGAAGAGACUGAACCGAGCCCCUUCCCCGGCCAGACCCUUCCUCAAGGAUCUCCACGGCCGGGCGUCGUCUGCCAAGCCCCCGCCGGUGCCGCCCAAAUCCCCCAGCCUCUCGGGCAAGCCGCAGCAGCCGGGCCCCCCGCCUCAAUCCGCCGGGCUCCUGGCCACCCAGAGCCGCCUCUCCAGGCGCAGCGGCUCCCAGGGCGCAAAGGCAGCGGCACCAGCUGGGACGGGCGGCCGAGCGGGCAGCGCCAAAGCCUCCCUGUGGAGCAAGAAGGCGGCCCGAGGCCAGGAGCAGGGGGGCGGCAAGGCCGGGGCCAGGCAGGCCGGGGGGGAGCCGGGCCACCCGCCCGGCAAAGGCAGGAAGGGGAAGAGAGGCGCCCCCGCGCAGCAGGGGGGGUCCCUGGCACCGGCCGCUGGGCCCGGGCUGGGCAGCGGCCAUGCGGCCGGGGCGGCUCCGGCCAGGCUCAGCCACACGGACAGCAGCUCCGACCUGUCCGACUGCCCCUCCGAGCCGCUCUCCGAUGAGCAGCGACCGGCCCAGGCCGCCAGCAGCGACGCCGAGUCCGGCACCGGCUCCAGCGACCGGGAGCAGCUGCCUGCCCCGGAGCGAGCGGGCACCCCGCUGCCUGGGGCCGGCCACCCGCUGGGCGCCCAGCCUUCCCCGGAGAGCCCCGCCGGCCAAGGGGCGGCGCAGCCGGCUCCGCCCUGCAGCCCGCGGGCCGCCUCGCCGGCCCCAGCGGCGGGCAAAGGCGGCGCGCCCGAGGGAGAAGAGGCGAGCUGGGGGCGAGCCGCGGAGAAGGCGCCCGGCAAAGGGGACGUGCGGCUGGGCAGCCAAGCGCCCGCCCCCUGCCAGCCGCCGGCGGAGGAGGAGGAGCUGCUGCGGGAGAUCGAGGAGCUGCGCUCGGAAAAUGACUAUCUCAAGGAUGAAUUGGACGAACUUCGAGCUGAAAUGGAGGAGAUGCGUGACAGUUAUUUAGAGGAAGAUGUUUAUCAGCUGCAGGAACUCCGGAAAGAGCUGGACCGUGCAAACAAGAACUGUCGCAUCCUGCAGUAUCGUCUCAGGAAAGCAGAACAGAAAAGUUUGAAAGUUGCGCAGACAGGCCAAGUGGAUGGAGAGCUCAUUAGAAGUUUGGAGCAAGAUUUAAAGGUAGCCAAAGAUGUAUCUGUCAGACUGCACCAUGAACUGGAGAGUGUGGAGGAGAAACGUGUGAAAGCAGAAGAUGAGAAUGAAAUCCUUCGGCAGCAGAUCAUUGAGGUGGAAAUAUCCAAACAGGCGCUACAAAACGAGCUGGACAGGUUGAAAGAGAGCUCAUUGAAGAGAAGAGGCAGCCGAGAAAUGCACAAAGAAAAGAAGACAUUCACACAGGAGGACAGCGCUGACUUGAAGUGCCAGCUUCAGUUUGCCAAAGAAGAAGCAGUGCUGAUGCGUAAGAAAAUGGCCAAGCUGGGGAGGGAGAAAGAUGAACUGGAACAGGAGCUCCAGAAGUACAAAUCCAUCUAUGGAGAUGUGGACAGUCCCCUCCCUACUGGGGAGGCAGGAGGGCCACCCAGCACCAGAGAGGCUGAGCUGAAACUUCGUCUGAAACUGGUGGAAGAGGAAGCUAACAUACUGGGCCGGAAGAUAGUUGAACUGGAGGUGGAGAACAGAGGUAUUAAAGCUGAGAUGGAGGACAUGAGAUGCCAAUAUGAGAGAGAAUGUCUUAGCCGGGACCAUAUUUCAAGUAUUCCUACCUCGCCAUACGGUGACUCCAUGGAGUCAGCAAUAGAGCUGCGCCGUCACUUGCAGUUUGUUGAAGAAGAGGCGGAGCUGUUGAGGAGAUCGAUCUCUGAGAUUGAGGAUCACAACAAACAACUAACCAAUGAACUGAACAAAUUCAAGUUCGAGCCCAGUCAGGAGUCCAGUUGGCUGGAUGAUGGUGCCUCUAAAUGCAGUGGAUCCCUACAAGAGGAGCUGAAAUCAGCGAGGAUGCAAAUCAAUGAACUGAGUGGAAAAGUGAUGAAACUCCAGUAUGAGAAUCGUGUGUUGAUGUCCAAUGUGCAGCGCUAUGAUCUUGUCUCUCAUCUAGGGCUGCGCACUUCAAGUCCCAGGGACAGUGAUGCUGAGAGUGAUGCAGGAAAGAAAGAGAGUGACAGUGAAGAGGGCCGCCCAACACAGCCAAAGAGAGAAGGACCCAUUGGGGGCGAGAGUGACUCGGAAGAAGUUUAUGAAAAGACGUCAGGUUUUGGGAGCGGUAAGCCAUCAGAAGCUAGCGACCUCUGUUCUACUGAGUUAAUGAGAGUGAAAGAGGACACCGAGUCUUUAAUUAACAUCAAACGAGAGGCUGAACGGCUUGAAAGGACUGUGCUCCGUCUCAUCACUGACACUGAUAGUUUAAUUUAUGAUGCCAAGGUGCACAUCACCAGCAGUCCUUCCUCUGAGCAGGGUUUCAAAAGUGAUGGAGAGAGAGGUGAGGAAAAAAAUGAACCAGAACUUCUGGACACUAUCAAUUCAAGGAUGAAAGCUUUCCGUAAAGAACUACAGACCUUCCUGGAGAAGGUUGAUCACAUCGGGGAAAGCCUCAAAGAACAAAUAGAAGACCUCUCCCCUUUGCCCCACCUGACAGAGUCUUCCAGUUUUCUGUCCACAAUGACAUCCAUGUCUCGAGACUCACCCAUUGGUAACCUAGGAAAAGAGUUAAUUACAGACUUCCAGUCCAAACUGAGGGAUCAGAUGGAGUGGCAGCUCAGCCAAGAUCGUGGAGAGGAGCAAGAGAUUCACCACCACCGAGCCACCACCGAGCCACACCGCAGAGCUGAUGGAGACAUUAAACUCUACAGGCCAGGCGACAAGGGCUGUUUCAGUCUAGAGCUCAGGGAUUCCCAUGUUUUACCUGUACAGAAUGUAUCGAUACAGGCUCAACUUGAGCAGGAGACGAGACUUCACCAAGAGGAGCAAGAAAAGUUUACAGAGAGGAUCAUUCAGCUGGAGGAGGAGCAUCUGCAGACCUUGCGGAGGAAAGAUUUGGAGGUGCAGAGCUUGACUUUGCAGAAUAAAUUGGAGGAGAAGACCUGGAGUCAGGAGAAAAGUUUGAUGCAGCAAGAACUCAGGCAUUUCAAGCAGAAUACCUUCCUGCUGUAUGUGAAACUGAAGUGGCUGCUGAAACACUGGCAGCAAGGCAAGCAAAUAGAAGAGGAAGGAGAGGACAUACUGGAGAUUGAGCACCUCAGUGCCCUACCGGAAUUUGGCAUUCAGUCUGAACGAAAGGGAGAUGACCCAGAACGAGAUGAGGAGGAGGAUGACGUUGUGUUUGCACUGACGGAUUAUUCCCAACAUUCCACAGCGGAGAGCACUGACCAUGGACCACAGCUGCAGACUGCAGAACUAUUGCGGCAUCAAAAGCAGGCAAGUGAAAACCGGAGGCUCUUAAAUGCUCUGAAAACCUUGUUAGACGACUUCCGUUCUGAGCUCCGGGAUGAUGAACGAGAGCGGCAUGGGCUCCAGCAGCAGUAUGCCACAGACAAGGCAGCUUGGGAGGUGGAAUGGACUGAGCUGAAGUGUCGUCUGGAGCAGCUGGAAGGGAAGAAUGAAAAAGCCCAGGGGGAAACUGUCUUGGCCACUGAUUCAAAAGGAGCUUUUAAGAGGGAGAGAGAGGAGCACAAGAAGUUGCUCGCUGACAGUCACAGCUUGGUGAUGGACCUACGAUGGCAACUUCAGCACAGUGAGAAGAAUUGGAACAGGGAAAAGAUGGAGCUUCAGGAUAGAUUGGACAGAGACCGGCGAGAGUGGGAGCGACAAAAGAAGGAAUUGCUGAGGAGGAUAGAACAGCUUCAAAAAGAAGUGAGCACACGAAAAGGAGACAGCAUUCUUUGUGACCAGAAGGAGAGUAACCUUCGUCCAUUUGCAACCCAGGGAAACCUUCAUGUGCCUCAUCCAAUGGGGACAAGGUCCUAUUCUGAUUCAGAUGCCGUACAGUUUGACGAUCAGUCGCUGUCGAAGCUGAAGGAAAGUGAUAGGUGCACUGCCACAGAAAACCUCUUUCUCGAUUCACUGUCCCUUGAUUCUCCUGAUGAAUCUGAUGAGUCUCGGCCUCAGAGAUUGGAACGGGAGAAGUUCUUGACUUGCUUAACUGAAGAAGAAGAAACGCACAAGGGAAAUCUUCAAAGGGCAGUGUCUGUUUCCUCCAUGUCAGAAUUCCAGCGUUUGAUGGAUAUUUCUCCAUUCCUUCCUGAAAAGACCUUGCCUUCAUCUAGUAGUAAGGAGGAUAUAACACCUCCUCUGUCCCCUGAUGAUCUGAAAUACAUUGAAGAGUUCAACAAAAACUGGGAUUAUAGUAACACCAGGAUCCAUAGUGGGGUUACAGAAAAGCCUGCAGAAGCCUGGGCAGAAAGGACAGAGAUUAGGAAAGUAAGAAGUGAUUCAACUUCAGAUCCAUUCCAAGCAUCGUCAUGGUACCUUACCACCAGUGUUACUAUGACAACCAAUACCAUGACCAGCCCAGAGCCCUGCCAGAAGCAGCCACUGAGGAGUCACGUUGUAACAGAAAAAAUGGGGGUCAAGGUCUUUCACAGUCCGCCAGUUCUCCGUAGGCUCGAUAACUCAGCGAUAGCUGGGAAUGGAGGGAAAAAACCGGUUGAGCCUGACUUUUUGUUUUCUGUGACGAAAGCUAAAGGGAAUGUGGGGGAGACAAAAGGUGCUUCCUCAGAUGUGUUUGGGAGAUGGCCCUGUGAUCUCACCAAACACCAUAAAGAUUUUUUGGAAAGUGGUCUUCAUCCUAUUGAGCAUCCUAUUUGCACUGCUGUGGGUUUUGCCUCGUCCUUGCAGACCCUGGAGCUGUCCAAGAACAUGAGUGACGAUAUGAAGGAAGUAGCUUACUCUGUCAGAAAUGCAAUACGUUCUAACUCUAAUUCGGCAGAGCCUCAGUUUAAGGACAUAGCUUGUCAAACCAAUGGUAUAAGAACUACAGGGACACAGACCACCCAGACGAUCAGUGUUGGCUUGCAGACAGAAACCUUGCGCAGCAUCACCAGCAGUCCACACAAGUGUCUGACACCAAAGGGGGGCUCCACACCAAUCUCAUCACCAUCCAGAAGUUUAAGAAGCAGGCAGGUAGCCCCUGCCAUCGAAAAGGUCCAGGCCAAGUUUGAACGCACGUGCUGUUCUCCCAAAUAUGGUUCUCCAAAAUUACAAAGAAAAAUCCUUCCAAAAACAGAUCAGCCAAAUAACCGGACUUUACCAGGAGCGCCUCAGAAAGGAUUCAGUGAGUCUGCUUGGGCUAGAUCAACUACUACAAGGGAGAGCCCAGUUCAUACCACCAUCAAUGAUGGCCUCUCCAGUUUGUUCAAUAUUAUUGACCAUACCCCUGUUGUUCAAGAGACCCUCCAAAAAUGCGCCAGGUCUAGCAGCCGAUCUAGGUCAGCAGAACCCAGAUCAGAACUGGAGCCCAUGCAGGAAAUGUGUACAAGUGCCCGUGGCCGGUCACCCAGUCCUCUCCGUUUGGGCACAGAGAUGGAAAAGGAAGAAGAGUCUGAGGCGACAAGUAUCAAACAGGAUUUAUCUGCUCCUCCAGGGUAUACGCUUACAGAAAAUGCUGCCAGGAUCUUGAAUAAGAAACUUUUGGAGCAUGCCUUAAAGGAAGAGAAAAGGUUAGCUUCACGCAGCCCACCGAGUCUUAGCAAUGACAACAGCACAGGAGAAAUAGUCAAAGUUGAACCAGGGUCCAUUGAGAACCAAACUGUCUUACUAACUGCCCCCUGGGGACUCUAACCCUGCCUGCCUCACUGCUGUAAGUUCUUUCUACCUUGUUUCCACAACUGUCUGAAAGCUUUAGUUUUGAAACUUUGAGCUAGUGGAGAUAGGUAAGUAGCAAUAAAAACAACAAUACUUGAGGUAGCCAAGAACGUCCAAUAACAGCUGAUUCCUAUACAGUUCUUCCCUUGAAAUGUUUCUUUCUGACUUGGAAUAGAACACUUUAAAGAUUGGCCUAUUCUGCCUUCUGCCAUCAUUAUGUUGGACAUGAACGUUGAUAGCUCCCAUUAGCUUCCUUGAGAUUUAAAGGGACACUGUCAGGUCAAAUUUAGCCCAAAAUUUAAAUUCCGUGAAAAUAAGUUUUUACAAAACCUAGAACCAAUAUAAAUGUAUCCAUAAUUCCCUCCCUUCCCCCACCCCCCUCCGCCCUGAUUUCCAGUGGAAACAAUUUUCUAACAAAUACUCACAAUCCUGCAGUGUUUUCAACAAUCUAAAAGUGAAACUGACUAGAAACAAAAAUUUGAAAUUAUGUAGCCCAUUUUUAUGAUCUAAGCUUAGAAACAUGAACAAUCAAUUAUCACAAUAAAUAGCCAAGAGGAAAUGUCAUUUUUAUAACUGCAUUUUUAAUGAUCUAUGGUAGUUGCAUGACAUUUUGAUUGUUAAAAGUAAUAUUUUGGCAGUGUCCUUUUAAUUCUUUAAUUUCCUUCAUGCAUUCUAAGAGCAUAGACCUAUCAUUAGGAUUAAUGUGCAUGUAAUCAUGACUCCUAGAAAAGAUUCAUUUUGCAGCCAACACAUUAAAAGACUCUGCUGCCAGUUACCUGUGUGCCCUGAAGCACCAGGGCUCGCUUGUCGUGUGUUGCGCUGUAGGUGUGUAUAUCACCGAUAAGAAUGAGGAGGACUUAACCAUGCCUUUCUGUCAAGGCUGACCAACAUCUGUGGCUAUAUUACAUAGAUAGCCAAAAUUGUUUACCAUUGCUAUAAUUUUGACUCCCUUUCAGUUUGCUAAAAGCAAACAAAGCUAGAAAACUGUAAUUAAAAGCUGCUCUUUCAACAGAGACCAAGAUACAAGGCCAAAAAACCACAGCCUCAGCUCAUCCUGUUGUGCCUCCUGCAGGUAUUAGUGCACAGAGGGACUUCUGUUAGCAAGUGUCAGUACAGUGCGACAUACUGUGUGUUCCCUUAGGCACAACAGGAUAAGGUGAAGUAAGGACACAGAGACACUAUCCUUACUAGUACUGAUUUAUACUUCAAUCUUAAUGUUGUUUUAACAGAGUGUUGUUUUUAAGUUUAUAGUACAAAUGUUUAUGUCUGCAGGUGAUUGUAGGGUUCUUUGCUAACCAGGACUUAUGUCAUUCACAGUAUAGAACUGCUCUCCAGAAAUGCUGAGGGCAUCUCCAUAGAACAUGAUCUUAAACAGGAAUGUGGUGUUACUGAUCACCCUUUUAGCUGCCUAUUGUGUAAAGGCUAGGGGUUGGCCCUUCUCAGAGGCUUGCUGAGCUCUGGUGAUACUCUACUCCACAACCUACAUGUGUAUAUGCCGCACGCACAGGCAGUUUGAUGUCCUCUGGCUCUCUUGUUCUACAACAUUCAUCUUCCUUCCCAUUUUAUUGUCCGAGAUACUUCUGUAUUACAUCAUCUUGCUCAAUCACUGCGUAUCAUAUCAUGAUACCUAAUUCAAUAUUUCGUAGUCACUUUCCUCUCUCUCUCCAUACAUUGCAUGGCAUGAUGUUAAAUUUUUUGCUUCCUAAUGUAUUGCUCUACUGGUUUGGGGGUUUUUUUGGCUCAUCGUUCCUUAGCAUCAUUUGAUUUAUAAGUUCUGCCUUCAUAUUUUGCCAGUUUGUCUUCAGAUUUUAUAAUUGUAACUUGCACAUAACUCUUUCACCCUGUAGAGUGAUCUCUCCUCAAUGUAUACAUUUCUACAUGUUGACAAACUUGGCUGAUUUGCUUUUAUAGUUUCCAAGCUAUUCAAUAAGCCUUAGAAAUUCAAGAUUUUUGCUUUGGUAGCAGAAGGCAGCCAUGCUUCAUGUAAUCAGUCAACUUGCUAUAAUGGGCAUGCAAACCGUGCAUGAAAUCUAUCCGUUCUGUGGGAGAAGUCUAUCAAUAUUAGAAGUAAUUAUCAACGUUUAAAUAUAAAUAGGGUGCCAGUGUGAAAAAUCACCAGUGCUGUUUGUCUCUGAUUACACAUAAGGCCUACAUAUCCUGCUGCAGUGAGAAGAUGAUGUAGCGAAUUAAAUUUUCAGACCUGCAAUUUUCAUCCUUUUUUUGAUGGUGGAUAUCCACCUUUAACCUACAGUACCACUGAAUUCCUGUAGCUCAGGCUCAGUCAGCUGGCAACAAGGAUUGAUACGUUAUAGAUAUUUGUUCAAAUUCUUAGGCAAGCCUCCUCUUUAAUGUAGUUGGAAGCAGUAACUAGUCCCAUCUCAGUACUCUCCAGCUAAGCAAGUCUUUCCUGCAUUUCAGUCUGACCUCUGAAGCAGAGGAAUGAGCCUGUUUUCACCUCACAUGCAAAUGCAAUACCUGGCACUUUGCUUCCAGUUUAGCAUUUUGAAGCAAUGUGAUGGAUAGUGGGGUUUAUUGAAUUAUCAUGCAAAUAUACCUUUCAGUUCUUCUUUGUAGCCCAAGGAAUAUUAGCAAAUGGAAGUUUGUCAGCUGCUUCAGUUCACCAAAACCUUCUCUCUUUCCUUCUUUCCUUUUCUGUUCCAUCAGUCACAGAUGUAAAUGUAGAUAUUUUUGUGUGCAGAAAAGUGUGCUCCUUGGUUUUGUUCCCUCUCACAAGAUGCUUAGUUAUAAUUUGUUUUUUGGUUUUUUGCACAUGUAAAUGGGCCGUAUACGAGUCACUAAUAUUUCUUCCAUCUG
Messenger RNA from Chelonia mydas (Green sea turtle), 8868 nucleotides. RefSeq names its product microtubule crosslinking factor 1 (gene MTCL1). Gene Ontology annotation, biological process: regulation of autophagy; microtubule bundle formation; establishment or maintenance of epithelial cell apical/basal polarity. The transcript has 15 exons. The record is from RefSeq and is a predicted model, not a curated record. Gene Ontology annotation, cellular component: apicolateral plasma membrane; spindle pole; lateral plasma membrane. Lineage: Eukaryota; Metazoa; Chordata; Testudines; Cheloniidae. Gene Ontology annotation, molecular function: microtubule binding. The coding region runs from base 208 to 6030 and encodes 1940 amino acids.